Budorcas taxicolor (takin) is the source of this 985-nucleotide messenger RNA. RefSeq names its product nerve growth factor (gene NGF). Gene Ontology annotation, biological process: positive regulation of collateral sprouting; neuron projection morphogenesis; regulation of neuron differentiation. The record is from RefSeq and is a predicted model, not a curated record. The transcript is spliced from 3 exons. Gene Ontology annotation, molecular function: nerve growth factor receptor binding; growth factor activity. Bases 168 to 893 code for a protein of 241 amino acids. NCBI's taxonomy places the organism in Eukaryota, Metazoa, Chordata, Mammalia, Artiodactyla, Bovidae.
AGAGCGCUGGGAGCCGGAGGGGAGCGCAGCGAGUCCUGGCCUGGGGUCGUGCAGUCCAAGGGGCUGGAUGGCAUGCUGGACCCAAGCUCAGCUCAGCGUCUGGGCCCAAUAACGGCUUUUCCAAGGGAGCAGCUUUCUGUCCUGGCCACACUAAGGUGCAUAGCGUAAUGUCCAUGUUGUUCUACACUCUGAUCACAGCUCUUUUGAUCGGCAUACAGGCAGCACCGCACACCGAGAGCAAUGUCCCAGCUGGACACGCCAUCCCUCAAGCCCACUGGAUUAAACUUCAGCAUUCCCUUGACACAGUCCUCCGCAGAGCCCACAGCGCCCCGGCUGGGCCGAUAGCCGCCAGGGUGGCAGGGCAGACCCACAACAUCACUGUGGACCCCAAACUUUUUAAAAAGCGGCGACUGCGUUCACCUCGCGUGCUGUUCAGCACCCAACCCCCACCUGUGGCCGCGGACACUCAGGAUCUGGACUUCGAGGCGGGCGGGGCCGCCUCCUUCAACAGGACUCACAGGAGCAAGCGGUCGUCAUCCCACCCCGUCUUUCACCGGGGGGAGUUCUCGGUGUGCGACAGCGUCAGCGUGUGGGUGGGGGACAAGACAACCGCCACGGACAUCAAGGGCAAGGAGGUGAUGGUGCUGGGAGAGGUGAACAUCAACAACAGUGUAUUCAAACAGUACUUUUUUGAGACCAAGUGCCGGGACCCCAACCCCGUGGACAGCGGGUGCCGAGGCAUCGACGCGAAGCACUGGAACUCGUAUUGUACCACGACCCACACCUUUGUCAAGGCGCUGACCAUGGACGGCAAGCAGGCCGCCUGGCGGUUCAUCCGGAUCGACACGGCCUGCGUGUGUGUGCUCAGCAGGAAGACUGGGCGGAGAGCCUGACCUGCAGCAGCCCCCAACCCUUCCCUGCUCCCCUCUACACUCUCCUGCGCCCCUCCCUACCUCAACCUGUAAAUUAUUUUAAAUUAUAAGGA